UGUUCACUACCCACAGGAUCACCAUGGGGACAACCAAGGAUACACCGAUAUGGAGGCUGAUAUGCCUGGUACUACUAAUCAGAUCAACACAAACAGUGAGCCCCACCACAAGUGUAACAAUCAUCCCGACUAUGAUCACGACUAUACCCACACUUUCAGGAAUGAAUGCCUCACACAAUGACCAGGUCUGCAGCACAUGGGGUAACUAUCACUUCAAGACCUUCGACGGGGACUUUUUCCAGCUCCCCUCCACCUGCAACCAUGUUGUGACCUCACUGUGUAAGAGCAGUUAUGAGGCUUUCAACAUCCAGAUGAGGCGGCAGGUGGUGGACAACCAGCCCACCAUUAGCAAGAUCACCAUGAAGCUGGAUGGUGUAGUGGUGGAGCUAUCCAAGGGUGUUGUUGUGGUCAAUGGGCAGACGGUGACCCUGCCGGUCAGCUUGUCUGGAGUCAGCAUCAUGAAGACUACUUCCAAUGUGAAGGUCGUAGCCAAACUGGGGCUGGUUGCUGUUUGGAACAAGGAUGAUUCCCUAAUGAUUGAAAUGAACGAUAAGUACAGAAACCAGACCUGCGGACUCUGUGGUGACUUCAAUGAAGUCCAAACAUACAACGAAUUCAUCAUCAAUGGUGGGAAACUCUCCAGCUCUGACUAUGGAAACCUCUGGAAACUGGAUGGUCCUCUGGAAGUCUGUGAGGAGCCUACACUAACUUCUGAUGAGAGUUGUGGAGAUGAGGAAUUUUGUCAGCAGCUGUUCUCCAGUGCAGCUUUCAGUAGCUGCACUAAUUAUUUGGACAAUGACGCCUUCGUCGAGACCUGCCUGGCUGACCUGUGCCACUGUGAUAACAGCACCAACUCCUUCUGCCUGUGCAACACCAUCUCAGAGUACUCCCGUCAGUGUGUUCAUGCAGGGGGGAAGCCCCAGCAAUGGAGGACUGAACAGUUCUGCUAUAAGACAUGCCCUAACAACAUGGAGUACCAGGAGUGUGGAAGCCCCUGUGUUGACACCUGCUCCAACCCAGAGACCAGACAGUUGUGUGAAGACCACUGUACAGGCGGCUGCUUCUGUCCUCUAGGUACUGUUUUUGAUGACGUCAACAACAGUGGCUGUAUUCCAGUGAGUGAAUGCCUCUGUGUCCACAAUAGACAAGUAUACAAAUCUGGAGAAUCUUACACCAGCAACUGUAAAGAAUGCACCUGUGCUGGUGGUCAGUGGGCCUGUACAGACAAGGACUGUCCUGGAACCUGCUCUGUGGAGGGAGGAUCCCACAUCAACACCUAUGAUGGGAAAGCCUACACCUUCCAUGGGGACUGCUCUUACAUUCUGACCAAGCAAUGCAAUGGAACUGAAUUCACCGUGCUGGGAGACAUUGUGAAGUGUGGGUUGACUGACACUGAGACGUGUAUGAGGGCUGUUACCCUUGCCCUCUCCAGCAGAUCCACCGUGAUCCGAGUCCAGUCAUGUGGAAGUGUUUUUGUAAAUCAGAUUCUUUCUCAGCUCCCACUCUAUACAGCUGAAGUGACCAUCUUCAAGCCCUCCUCAUUCUACAUUAUUAUCCAGACAACUCUUGGAGUUCAACUUCAGAUCCAGCUUUCACCAGUUAUGCAGAUCUUCAUAACUGCCAUCUCAUCCUACAAAGGAACAACCUGUGGCCUUUGCGGAAACUACAAUAAUGUUCAGGCAGAUGAUUUCAGAGUCAUCAGUGGAUUGGUGGAGGGCACAGCUGUAGCUUUUGCCAACACAUGGAAGACCAUGUCUAGCUGCCCUGAUGUCAAGACUAGCUUUGAAAACCCCUGCAGUUUGAGCAUUGAAAAUGAGAAAUAUGCCCAGCACUGGUGUUCCAUGUUAUCAGAUCCUAAAGGAGUGUUCUCGCCUUGCCAUUCUGAAAUAAGACCUGACACCUACAAAACCAACUGCAUGUAUGACAGCUGUAACUGUGAGAAAAGUGAGGACUGCAUGUGUGCUGCCGUCUCCUCUUACGUCCACGCUUGUGCUGCCGAGGGUAUCCAGCUCACUGGCUGGAGAGACACUAUCUGCAAUACAUUUGCCACUUGCCCCAGUCAAACAGUUUAUACCUACAACAUGACCAGCUGUGGACGCACCUGCCGCUCCCUGAGCAUGACAGACCAAUCUUGCCAGGUGGAGUUUGUUCCAGUGGACGGAUGUGGCUGUGCAGAGGGCACCUAUAUGGACGAGGCUGGCCAGUGUGUUGCCCCCACCAACUGUCCCUGCUAUGACAAGGGCUCAGUGGUCCCUGCAGGAGAGACUAUCAGCAGAGACGGUGCCACCUGCACUUGCAGACAAGGGACACUGAGUUGCACUGGGGAAGCAAGACUAUUUAUAUGCACCCUACCAAUGGUUUUCUUCAACUGCUCAACUGUACCUCCAGGAGUGUCAGGUUCAGAGUGUCAGAAGAGCUGCAAAACUCUGGACAUGACCUGUAUUAGCACAGAGUGCACAUCAGGUUGUAUGUGCCCCAACGGACUGGUGUCUGAUGGAAACGGAGACUGCAUCAAGGAGGAACUUUGUCCUUGUGCUCACAAUGGAGCUACUUACCAAGCUGGAGAGACCCUUAAGGUUGACUGUAAUACAUGUACUUGCAAGGACAGACAAUGGCAGUGUACCACAAAUCUCUGUGAUGGAGUUUGUGCAAUCUAUGGAGAGGGUCACUAUAUCACUUUUGAUGAGAAAAGGUUCAACUUUAAUGGAAACUGUGAAUACACUCUCAUUCAGGACUACUGUGGCAAUACUAAUGGCAGUGGCAGCUUCAGAGUCCUCACUGAGAACGUUCCUUGUGGAACUAAAGGCACCACCUGCUCCAAGACCAUCAAGCUCUUCCUGGGGACCAGUGAGCUCAUACUGGCAGAUGGGACCGCUCAAGUUGUCAGGAGUACUCCAGAAGAGCAGUUUCCUAAACAGAUCAGCCUUCUGGGGAAUUAUCUGGUCAUUGAAGUCAAAAGUGGUCUAAUCCUCAUGUGGGACAAGAAGACCAGUCUCUUUAUCAAGCUUAGCCCACAAUACCAGGGGCUGGUGUGUGGUCUGUGUGGAAACUAUGAUGGCAACGCAAACAAUGACUUCACCACUAGAGCCCAAGCGACUGUUGUUGAUCCGGUAGAAUUUGGAAACAGCUGGAAAGUUUCAUCAAGCUGUCCAAGUGUAUCCGCUGUAGCGCACCCAUGUGCCUCCAACCCGUACAGAGCGUCUUGGGCCCAGAAACAGUGCAGCAUCAUUAACAGUGAUGUUUUCACAGCCUGCCAGAACCAGGUGGACCCCUCUCCUUACUACGAUGCUUGUGUGAGAGACUCAUGUGCUUGUGAUAGUGGUGGAGACUGCGAAUGCUUCUGUACAGCAGUGGCAGCUUAUGCAAAGGCCUGUAAUGAAGCUGGAGCAUGCGUAGCCUGGAGGACCCCUCGAAUUUGCCCACUGUUCUGUGAUUACUACAACCCUACUGGAGAAUGUGAGUGGCACUACAAGGCAUGUGGAGCUCAGUGUAUGAAGACCUGCAGAAACCCUUCCGGAGACUGUUCUAGUUUAAUUCCAGCAUUGGAAGGCUGCUAUCCUAACUGUCCUGCGGCACAACCUUACUUCAAUGAGGAGACAAUGAAGUGUGUGGAGAGGGAACAAUGUGGCUGUUAUGACUAUGAAGGAAACCAGUACACCAAUGGACAGAAUCUUCCGGCACAAAAUUGUGAAACAUGCACCUGCACAAUGACUGGAGUGAGCUGUAGUUAUGAUGUAAAUGAUUGUACAUGCUUGCAUAAUGGUAAACAACACCCAUAUGGAGAAACCCUCUACAACACAACAGAUGGGAUUGGUAACUGCAUUGUUGCUGUUUGUGCCGCGAACGGAACCAUUACCAGGAACAUUUCUCCUUGUCAAGUGACCACAACUCCAGUACCAACCACAACUUCCCCUCUGACCACAACAACUGUCCAUGCAACUACAACACAGACCUCUACAACAACACUAAAGCCCACAACUGUCUUCCACUUCUCAACACCUGAACCAACAUCUACUUGGUCAUCCACAACAAUGGAGACAACACCAGAAAUCACUAUUGGCACCAUAACUUCAUCAUUAAAUCCUUCAACUACAACAUCUGGAGCAAGUACAGUCACAAUUCCCAACCCGACAACUGUAACUACAACAACUACGGUACCCUCGACCACAGCUACGUCGACCACAGCUGAAACUUCAACUAUGGAAGAAACCACAACAAAGACCAUCAUAUCUACAAAGCCACCUAAAGUAGUCACCACUGGUACCAGAACAACGACAUCACAUGUCACCACCAAACCUUCAGUGACUAAAAUUGAGUCAAUUACAAAAACACUACCUUACUUUACAGGUACAAUGUGGCCUUUAACAACAACAACACAGCCCUCAACAACAACAGAAUCAGUCAUCACAGGUGGAAUAUUGACAACAGAGCCUACCUCCCAGAUUACCAAUACAACUACAUCUGGGAUAUUCACACACAACACAGUAUCAUCAUCUUCAACUGUAAAUGUUGAAGCCUCUACCUCAACAUCCCAGCCAUCAACUUCAACUUACACCACAAAGGCACCCACAACAAAUGCAGAGGUAACUACAUAUACUACUACUGAAAGAUCUACACAGCCGCCUAAAAUUGUCACCGCCGGCCCAACAACCACUUACACCACUGUAAUUGUUGAAACCUCUACCUCAACAUCACAGCCCACAACAACAAGUGAAGAAACAACAGGGCCAGUUGUCAUAACUUCCAAUCCCACUACUUUAACAACAACAACAAUUGCACCCACAACAACGACACCUACUACAGGUGGAACGACAACAGGUGAAGAAACCACAAAUGAGACAAGUCCAUCUACAAAACCACCUAAAGAAGUCCCCACGGGCCCAACAACCACUUCCACCACUGUAAUUGUUGAAACCUCUACUUCAACAUCACAGCCCGCAACAACAGGUGAAGAAACAACAGGGCCAGUUGUCAUAACUUCCAAUCCCACUACUUUAACAACAACAACAAUUGCACCCACAACAACAACACCUACUACAGGUGGAACGACAACAGUUGAAGAAACCACAAAUGAGACAAGUCCAUCUACAUCCACAAAGCCACCUAAAGAAGUCCCAACGGGCCCAACAACCACUUCCACCACUGUAAUUGCUGAAACCUCUACUUCAACAUCACAGUCCACAACAACAGGUGAAGAAACAACAGGGCCAGUUGUCAUUACAUCCAAUCCCACUACUGUAACAACAACAACAAUUGCACCCACAACAACGACACCUACCACAGGUGGAACGACAACAGUUGAAGAAACCACAAAUGAGACAAGUCCAUCUACAAAGCCACCUAAAGUAGUCACCACUGGUACCAGAACAACGACAUCACAUGUCACCACCAAACCUUCAGUGACUAAAAUUGAGUCAAUUACAAAAACACUACCUUACUUUACAGGUACAAUGUGGCCUUUAACAACAACAACACAGCCCUCAACAACAACAGAAUCAGUCAUCACAGGUGGAAUAUUAACAACAGAGCCUACCUCCCAGAUUACCAAUACAACUACAUCUGGGAUAUUCACACACAACACAGUAUCAUCAUCUACAACUGUAAAUGUUGAAGCCUCUACCUCAACAUCCCAGCCAUCAACUUCAACUUACACCACAAAGGCACCCACAACAAAUGCAGAGGUAACUACAUAUACUACUACUGAAAGAUCUACACAGCCACCUAAAAUUGUCACCGCCGGCCCAACAACCACUUACACCACUGUAAUUGUUGAAACCUCUACCUCAACAUCACAGCCCACAACAACAAGUGAAGAAACAACAGGGCCAGUUGUCAUAACUUCCAAUCCCACUACUUUAACAACAACAACAAUUGCACCCACAACAACGACACCUACUACAGGUGGAACGACAACAGUUGAAGAAACCACAAAUGAGACAAGUCCAUCUACAUCCACAAAGCCACCUAAAGAAGUCCCAACGGGCCCAACAACCACUUCCACCACUGUAAUUGCUGAAACCUCUACUUCAACAUCACAGUCCACAACAACAGGUGAAGAAACAACAGGGCCAGUUGUCAUAACUUCCAAUCCCACUACUGUAACAACAACAACAAUUGCACCCACAGCAACGACACCUACUACAGGUGGAACGACAACAGUUGAAGAAACCACAAAUGAGACAAGUCCAUCUACAUCCACAAAGCCACCUAAAGAAGUCACAACGGGCCCAACAACCACUUCCACCACUGUAAUUGCUGAAACCUCUACUUCAACAUCACAGCCCACAACAACAGGUGAAGAGACAACAGGGCCAGUUGUCAUUACAUCCAAUCCUACUACUUUAACAACAACAACAAUUGCACCCACAGCAACGACACCUACUACACGUGGAACGACAACAGGUGAAGAAACCACAAAUGAGACAAGUCCAUCUACAAAACCACCUAAAGAAGUCCCAACGGGCCCAACAACCACUUCCACCACUGUAAUUGUUGAAACCUCUACUUCAACAUCACAGCCCGCAACAACAGGUGAAGAAACAACAGGGCCAGUUGUCAUUACAUCCAAUCCCACUACUGUAACAACAACAACAAUUGCACCCACAGCAACGACACCUACUACAGGUGGAACGACAGCAGGUGAAGAAACCACAAAUGAGACAAGUCCAUCUACAAAACCACCUAAAGAAGUCCCCACGGGCCCAACAACCACUUCCACCACUGUAAUUGUUGAAACCUCUACUUCAACAUCACAGUCCACAACAACAGGUGAAGAAACAACAGGGCCAGUUGUCAUAACUUCCAAUCCCACUACUUUAACAACAACAACAAUUGCACCCACAACAACGACACCUACUACAGGUGGAACGACAACAGUUGAAGAAACCACAACCGAGACAAGUCCAUCUACAUCCACAAAGCCACCUAAAGAAGUCCCAACGGGCCCAACAACCACUUCCACCACUGUAAUUGCUGAAACCUCUACUUCAACAUCACAGCCCACAACAACAGGUGAAGAAACAACAGGGCCAGUUGUCAUUACAUCCAAUCCCACUACUUUAACAACAACAAUUGCACCCACAGCAACAACACCUACUACAGGUGGAACGACAACAGGUGAAGAAACAACAGGGCCAGUUGUCAUUACAUCCAAUCCUACUACUUUAACAACAACGACACCUACCACAGGUGGAACGACAACAGUUGAAGAAACCACAACCGAGACAAGUCCAUCUACAUCCACAAAGCCACCUAAAGAAGUCCCAACGGGCCCAACAACCACUUCCACCACUGUAAUUGCUGAAACCUCUACUUCAACAUCACAGUCCACAACAACAGGUGAAGAAACAACAGGGCCAGUUGUCAUUACAUCCAAUCCCACUACUGUAACAACAACAACAAUUGCACCCACAACAACGACACCUACUACAGGUGGAACGACAACAGUUGAAGAAACCACAAAUGAGACAAGUCCAUCUACAUCCACAAAGCCACCUAAAGAAGUCCCAACGGGCCCAACAACCACUUCCACCACUGUAAUUGCUGAAACCUCUACUUCAACAUCACAGUCCACAACAACAGGUGAAGAAACAACAGGGCCAGUUGUCAUUACAUCCAAUCCCACUACUGUAACAACAACAACAAUUGCACCCACAGCAACGACACCUACUACAGGUGGAACGACAACAGUUGAAGAAACCACAACCGAGACAAGUCCAUCUACAUCCACAAAGCCACCUAAAGAAGUCCCAACGGGCCCAACAACCACUUCCACCACUGUAAUUGCUGAAACCUCUACUUCAACAUCACAGCCCACAACAACAGGUGAAGAAACAACAGGGCCAGUUGUCAUUACAUCCAAUCCCACUACUUUAACAACAACAACAAUUGCACCCACAGCAACAACACCUACUACAGGUGGAACGACAACAGGUGAAGAAACCACAAAUGAGACAAGUCCAUCUACAAAACCACCUAAAGAAGUCCCCACGGGCCCAACAACCACUUCCACCACUGUAAUUGUUGAAACCUCUACUUCAACAUCACAGCCCGCAACAACAGGUGAAGAAACAACAGGGCCAGUUGUCAUAACUUCCAAUCCCACUACUUUAACAACAACAACAAUUGCACCCACAACAACAACACCUACUACAGGUGGAACGACAACAGUUGAAGAAACCACAAAUGAGACAAGUCCAUCUACAUCCACAAAGCCACCUAAAGAAGUCCCCACGGGCCCAACAACCACUUACACCACUGUAAUUGUUGAAACCUCUACUUCAACAUCACAGCCCACAGCAACAGGUGAAGAAACAACAGGGCCAGUUGUCAUUACAUCCAAUCCCACUACUUUAACAACAACGAUUGCACCCACAACAACGACGCCUACUACAGGUGGAACGACAACAGUUGAAGAAACCACAAAUGAGACAAGUCCAUCUACAUCCACAACACCACCUAAAGAAGUCCCAACGGGCCCAACAACCACUUCCACCACUGUAAUUGCUGAAACCUCUACUUCAACAUCACAGUCCACAACAACAGGUGAAGAAACAACAGGGCCAGUUGUCAUAACUUCCAAUCCCACUACUUUAACAACAACAACAAUUGCACCCACAACAACGACACCUACCACAGGUGGAACGACAACAGUUGAAGAAACCACAAAUGAGACAAGUCCAUCUACAAAACCACCUAAAGAAGUCCCAACGGGCCCAACAAUCACUUCCACCACUGUAAUUGCUGAAACCUCUACUUCAACAUCACAGUCCACAACAACAGGUGAAGAAACAACAGGGCCAGUUGUCAUUACAUCCAAUCCCACUACUUUAACAACAACAACAAUUGCACCCACAACAACGACACCUACUACAGGUGGAACGACAACAGUUGAAGAAACCACAACCGAGACAAUUUCAACUUCAUCUACAAAACCACCUAAAGAAGUCACCUCCGGCCCAACCACUUCCAGCACUGUAAUUGUUAAAACCUCUACUUCAACAUCACAGCCCACAACAACAGGUGAAGAAACAUCAGGGCCAGUUGUCAUAACUUCCAAUCCCACUACUUUAACAACAACAACAGAGGUAACGACACCUACCACAGGUGGAACGACAACAGUUGAAGAAACCACAACUGAGACAAUUCCAUCUACAUCCACAAAACCACCUAAAGAAGCCACCACAGGCCCAAUUACAUAUUCCACAACUGCUGAAGUUGUAACUUUGACAUCACAGCCUUCAACAACAAGUACAGAAACAACAGAGCCAGUUGUCAUCACAGGCCCAUUAGAAACAACAAGAAAUCCUUCAACAUCGCCACAAGUGAUUAUUACACCAACAUCACAAGUAGUCACCACCAGCCAGUGUAUGUGCAUUGUUAAUGGGACACAAUAUCUACCAGGGAACCUAGUGUAUAAUGUGACUGAUGGUUCAGGGUGGUGCUUCACCGCUUACUGCAAAGCAACGUGUCAAGUUGAAGUGGAAUCAAAUCCAUGUCCUUCCUCUACACCACCCACUGUUUCACCCACAACGUCAGAAGAGACAACGACCACACCACCAACAACUCAAUCCUCCCCAGACUGCACUAGCAUUCAGCCACCAAGAAAGAAUGGAGAGUCUUGGCAGCUGAAUCGCUGUACCACAGCAAUUUGCCAGGACGGCAUUGUUGUCCAGCUACCAGUAAAAUGCAAGCCAGUGGAGCCACUACAGUGUGAGAAUGGUCGUCCACCUGUGAAGGUCUAUGAUUCAACUGGAUGCUGCUUUACAUAUGAAUGUGAAUGUGUAUGCAGUGGAUGGGGUGGAUCUCACUACAUGACAUUUGAUGGAGUAUAUUACAAUUUCCAGGAGAACUGCUCAUACACCUUAGUGAAAGAAAUCAACUUCAAAUACAACCUUACCAUUAUUGUUGAUAAUCACUACUGUGGAAAUGCCGACAGUGGAUUCUGUCCUCAGUCCCUUAUCAUUCACUACAAUUCCUAUGAAGUGAUUCUUACCCAGCAGAGAUCUGGUGAAACAACAGAAAAUGUGGUAUAUGUCAACAGUAAACGAAUCUACCCAGCUUACAGAAUGGGUGACAUUGCUCUAACAAGUACUGGUGUGGAGGUCGUGCUGGAGAUCCCUGAUCUUAAGGUUCAGGUGUCUUACAAGGGGUCAUCAUUUAGCAUCAACCUUCCUUACUCCCUCUUCCAAAGCAGCACAGAGGGCCAGUGUGGUACCUGUGAUAAUUCCCAGAAGAAUGACUGCCAGUCACCUAAUGGUCAGAUACAGAGCUGCUCAGUCGCAGCUAGCCAGUGGCUAAUUCCAAACCAGGACUGUCCAACUCCUCCAACAGCACCACCCCCAAGCACAUCCCCUACCCCCUGCAAGACAGCCGUUUGUGAAAUCAUGAACAGCAAGGUCUUUGAGGAAUGCCAUAAAGCGGUUUCUCCUGAUGCCUUCGUUCAGGCCUGUAGAUCAGAUGUCUGCUACAAUGCUAAUUCUAGCUGCUCUAGUCUGGAGGCAUAUGCAUCUGAAUGUGCAAAUAAAGGGAUCUGCAUUGAAUGGAGGAAGUUCACCCAUGGAGAAUGUGAGCAUACAUGCCCAGCCACGAAGGUGUACAUGCCAUGUGGUCCAGCAGUUGAACCAACAUGUAAUACCAGAUAUAAUGAGAAGUAUUUGAACAACCAAACCCAAAUGAUCAAUAAGACGAAGGAGGGUUGCUUCUGUCCAUCUAAAACCGUCUUGUUCAGCACCUACUCUGAUACUUGUGUGGUCUCCUGUGGCUGCACCGGACCUGAUGGCAACCCCCAAAUGCCUGGUGAUACAUGGGAGAGUGGUUGCCAGCAGUGCACCUGUGACAUGGACUCUGUGAUUGUCCAGUGCCAGCCUAUCACCUGCCCCACACCAGCCACACCCAUCUGCAAUGAGACUGGUUACAGACUGGUGAACAAGACAGAAGGCUGCUGCCAGAAAUAUACAUGUGAGUGUGAUGCACUGCUUUGCCCCAAAGUCAUGAUGGACUGCCAGCCAGGGUGGGAGGCAAUUAUAAGCACAUCCAACUCAAGCUGUUGUCCAGAGUAUACCUGUGUUCCUAAGGGUGUAUGUGUCUACAAUAACAUUGAGUACCAGCCUGGUGCUGAAGUUCCUAAAGGAACAUGUGAGAAUUGUAUCUGCAGCUCGACCAUGGAUCCUAGCACCAAGCUCAACAACAUUGUGUGCACAAAUAUCUCCUGCGACACUACAUGUUCACAGGGCUUCCAGUAUCAGGCCAUACCUGGUCAGUGUUGUGGGAAAUGUGUACAGACAAGCUGUGUGGUUAAUAUGCCAGAUAAGACCAAACACACUAUGCAGGUGAACGAAACAUGGUCACCACCUGGUGACAAAUGUGUGAUGUACACGUGUGACAAAAGUGAUGACCAAUAUAUACCAGUAGAGGUGAAGACUGUGUGCCCUGAUUUCAGCCCAGAGAUCUGUGUCCCAGGCACAGAAAAGACAGAUGCAAAUGGAUGCUGCAAGACUUGCACAGAACGCAGGAAUGUCUGUGAGAUGAAGUACACCACCACUAGCAUUGUCAUCAGUGGCUGUGUGACCGCUGAGCCUGUGGAGAUCAAUUCCUGCUCAGGAAACUGUGGAACCUCUUCCAUGUACUCAGCAGAGGCGAACACCAUGAUGCACUACUGCUCCUGCUGCCAAGAGGCGACCACUAGCCAGAAAGAGGUGGAGCUGCUCUGCCCUGAUGGGUCAAAGGUCAAGCACUCCUACAUCCACGUGGAGUCGUGCGGAUGUCAUGUCACAGACUGUGAUGCAAAAACGACCGCCGCCCCGGGGACGACGAGAAAGCGCAGAAGGAGGCGCUAAACGUCUAGGGAGACAACAUGCACACUGAUAUAGGAAUUAUCCUCAUAACAUUGAAUGUUUUACUCCAAAUUUAUUUUCUUGUAACAUUUUACUUAAAUCUGUCAUGUCAGUGUAUUUCCACAAUCGGCAACACUUACUAUUAUGUUCUUAUACUUUCAUUGUAGAAUGAAUGUAUUUUCUAUGAUAAAUGUAGUGGGUAAUCUCUUUUCUCAUUUGUAGUGAGUAAUAAACAACAGCAACAUCAUGUGCUUCUGCAUGUUGCUUUGCUCUUUCA
This is a messenger RNA of Oncorhynchus keta (chum salmon), 12111 nucleotides long. RefSeq names its product mucin-2-like. NCBI's taxonomy places the organism in Eukaryota, Metazoa, Chordata, Actinopteri, Salmoniformes, Salmonidae. Bases 24 to 11837 code for a protein of 3937 amino acids. Gene Ontology annotation, molecular function: protein binding. The transcript has 58 exons. The record is from RefSeq and is a predicted model, not a curated record. Gene Ontology annotation, cellular component: extracellular matrix.